CAAUUGCUGGACUGGCGGUCUUUAAGGCUCAUGAGCUACAAAAUUUUUGGAGAACGGUCCGCAUCCUCCACUUCUUGUUCAGCCAAUCCAAGACUACAGCAUAGCACCAUGGCGAACCGUACGGUAACGGAAGCAACAACUGUUCACGGGACGAAUCCUCAAUUUCUGAUCGAAAAGAUCUUGAGAGAAAAAAUCACAGAUUCAUUAUACUGGAAAGAGCACUGUUUCGCGUUAACAGCUGCUACUGUACUUGACAAGGCUGUUGAUCUUCGCGGAAUUGGAGGACAGCAGACCAGCUAUAAGCCAACUGAAUUCAUCUGUCUCACACUUAAACUACUUCAGCUGCAACCCGAGAAAGAAAUUGUGAUCGAGUACAUACGAAACGAAGACUUCAAAUACCUUCGAGCUUUAGGAGCAUUCUAUCUACGACUUGUUGGUAGCGCUAAAGAAAUAUACCAAUAUUUGGAGCCGCUGUUAAACGAUUAUCGGAAGCUACGACUCCAAACAGAAAGUGGUAAUGAGAUUGUACAUAUGGAUGAAUUCAUCGAUCAACUAUUGAGAGAAGAGCGAGUAUGCGAUACUAUCCUUCCACGAAUUACGAAAAGAGAUAUUUUAGAAGAUGUAGAAGAUUUACCUCCGCGCAAAAGUGUGCUAGAGAGCGAUGAUGAGGCUGACAUUUCCCAAGAAGAUGAGCGCUCCGUGUCCCCACCACGCCGCAGACGUAGUUCCAGCAUAGAUUCCCCCCCUCGUAAUGCGCAAAGCUCUCGUUCACCCUCUCGUUCACGUCGGUAUUCUCGAUCCCGUUCUCGUUCUGUGUCACCAUCACGACCACAGUCAUCUCGGCAGCGAGGCAGACGAUAUAGGUCUCCAGCUUCCUCUCGCUCACGAUCUCGCUCUCGAUCAUCCGACUCCCGUAAGAGGAGAUACUAUUCUCCUCCCAGCCGUCAGUCCCACCCUGCAUCUCGUUAGAGGGUUUAGAUAAUUAUUUGUGAAUAAAAAGUACUACAGUUAAGCCAAAAGUUGGAUAGUAAAUCCAAAAGUAC
Molecule: messenger RNA, 1043 nt
Organism: Umbelopsis ramanniana AG
Lineage: Eukaryota; Fungi; Mucoromycota; Umbelopsidomycetes; Umbelopsidales; Umbelopsidaceae
Exons: 6
Coding region: 31-969 (312 amino acids)
Cellular component (GO): precatalytic spliceosome
Source: RefSeq, a predicted model, not a curated record